AAAAAAUCUGUUUUAAACUUUUUUUUGGUAGCAAUUCUUGUAACAAUGUGGAUCAUAUUUUUGAAACAGGAAUCGACAAGUUUUAAGGAAGUUCCGGUUGUAAUUAUGUCGUCGGAGAACGUACUCACUCGAAUCGACAGAUGUCUUGAAGAAGGAGCGGAGGACUUUUUACUUAAACCGGUGAAACUCGCCGACGUGAAACGUCUAAGGAGUUACUUGACGAGAGAUGUUAAAGUCUCCGGCGACGGAAACAAACGGAAGCCGAGUACUCCUCCUCCGCCGUCCCCGUCGCCACCACCACUCUCAUGCACCACCUCGAUGGAGUCUUCGGACUCAAUUGUUGUGGAUGAUGAUUCAUUGACAUUGUCGUCGGAGUCGUCGACGUCGCCAAUGGAUUCGCCAAUGAGACGGCUGGAGAUGAAGAGUCCCGGUUUAGAUUAGUAUGAUCUCCGUUUAACUUCUUUUCUUUUUUUAUUUUGCUUUUGACGGUUUUAUUGACUGCAACGUUAAGUUUGACGCCGUCAGUUUAAAGAUCUCGCUUAUAUCGGUUUGCACGUGGGGGUGUUUCUUUUUACUCACAAAGGAACACUUUUGUUGAAUUUCUUGUAUUUAAUUUACAUAUAUAUUAAUACUGUAUUUUUGAUAAUUUAUAAAUUAAAAUAUUGUUCUUUAAUCGGAUGAUAAUGUGUGACAACCU
Messenger RNA from Camelina sativa (false flax), 697 nucleotides. The record is from RefSeq and is a predicted model, not a curated record. NCBI's taxonomy places the organism in Eukaryota, Viridiplantae, Streptophyta, Magnoliopsida, Brassicales, Brassicaceae.